Molecule: messenger RNA, 1161 nt
Organism: Medioppia subpectinata
Lineage: Eukaryota; Metazoa; Arthropoda; Arachnida; Sarcoptiformes; Oppiidae
Source: the annotation of a GenBank genome assembly
AUGAGUAAACAGUUUGAAGACCCGAACGCUAAACCGCGCUGUCUCUGGUCACUGGACAAGUCGUCGACGGCCACUGACCCACACUUUCACGACACACUUACAGCUAAGCCUAAGAUAUUGUCCAAUAUAUUGGAACAGAUCGGAGACACUCCACUCGUGAGGCUAAACAAGAUUCCCAAAGAGUAUGGCAUUCGGUGUGAAGUGUUGGUUAAAUGCGAGUACUUUAACGCCGGCGGAAGUAUUAAGGAUAGGAUCGCCCUUAAGAUGGUCUGCGACGCCGAACGCGAUGGUAUACUUCGAGAGGGAUUCACUAUCAUUGAGCACACGAGUGGUAACACUGGUAUCGGGUUAGCGAUGGCGGCAGCGGUUAAAGGAUACAAAUGUAUUUGUGUUAUGGCAGACAAGAACUCUAAGGAGAAAGAGAAAGUAUUGCACGCUUUGGGCGCUAAGAUUAUCCGCACACCGACUUCGGCCAGUUAUGUCUCCCCUGAGAGUAACGUAAAAGUAGCUCAAAAACUCUGCCAACAGAUUGAAAACUCUGUAAUUUUAAAUCAAUACCGCAAUGUUAAUAAUCCAAUGGCUCAUUACGACAACACCGCUCAAGAGAUACUCCAACAGACAGACUAUAAGGUAGAUAUGGUUGUAGUCAAUGCGGGCACUGGCGGUACAGUUACUGGUAUUGGACGUAAGUUCAAGGAAGUGCUGCCCGAUUGUAAGGUGAUUGGUGUGGAUCCGUUCGGAUCAAUACUCGCACAACCGGAGGACUUGAAUAAAUCGGACACAACUUUCUGGGAAGUGGAAGGCUAUGGAAAACGUGAUUUUAUUUCCACUGUUUUUGAUCAAAGUGUUGUCGACAAGUGGUAUAAAUCUGAAGACAAGUCAUCGCUAGAAAUGGCUCGAAAGCUCAUCGCAAAGGAAGGUCUUCUCUGUGGCGGUUCAUCGGGCAGUGCAGUCGUGGCCGCACUGAAGGCGGCAAAAGACCUUCGGGAAGACCAGAGAUGUGUUGUCAUACUUCCGGAUGGAGUUCGCAAUUAUAUGACAAAGUUUAUGGAUGACAAUUGGAUGAAUGAGAGAAACUUUGCUACAAAUGUUGAGGAGAAUAAUUGGGAACAAAAUCUAUACAAUAUUGAUAUCAAUGAUAAUCAUUGUUACAAUAAAUAA